Microcebus murinus (gray mouse lemur) is the source of this 2903-nucleotide messenger RNA. Lineage: Eukaryota; Metazoa; Chordata; Mammalia; Primates; Cheirogaleidae. The record is from RefSeq and is a predicted model, not a curated record.
UCGGGGGUUCUCCCGGGAAGCCCUCGCAGCCGCGCGGGGCUGGGGGCGCCGAGCGGAGCAGGUGCGCCCCCGCCCCCGCCGCGUCUCCAGCGUCUCCAGGCGGCCAUUAUCCGCAGCAGCGCAGGCCACACCUGGGCCCGCAGCCCUCCGCCCUCCCCGCGCCCCAGCAGCCUGUCUGGGAGGAGGGGACUCCUGGGGCAGCCCAGCCGGCGGGGGGAGCGGCGCCCCGCGCCCUGGAGGUCCGCAGUCACCAGCGGGGAGGACCCGCGCGAACACGAGUCCCACCCCCACAUUCAGUAGGAGCUUCGGAUCCCAACACCUCAGCUGAGACCAGAGAUGGAGCGGGUGGUCGUGAGCAUGCAGGACCCCGACCAGGGCGUGAAGAUGCGGAGCCAGCGCCUGCUCAUCACCGUCGUCCCCCACGCGGUGGCGGGCGGCGACGUCGUGGAGUGGCUGAUCCAGAAGUUCUGCAUCCCGCAGGAGGAGGCCCUGCACCUGGGCACGCUUCUGGUACAGCAUGGCUACCUGUACCCGCUGCGGGACCCUGGCAUCCUGGUGCUCCGGCCCGACGAGACACCCUACAGGUUCCAGACCCCGUACUUCUGGACGAGCACCCUGUGGCCAGCCGCCGAGAUGGACUAUGCCAUCUACCUGGCCAAGAAGAACAUGCGGAAGCACGGGGCCCUGCUGGACCAUGAGAAGGAGCGCUAUGUCCAGCUACACAAGAGGAUCAACCACGCGUGGGACCUGGUGCUGAUGCAGGCCAGAGAGCAGCUGCGGGCAGCUAAGCGGCGCAGGAAGGGGGACAGGCUGGUCAUUGCGUGCCAGGAGCAGACGUUCUGGCUGGUGAACAGGCCCCCGGUGAGCCCUUGCUGGGGAGCGGGGGCAUCAUGCUUCCCUGGAAACCUCCGGCAGGGCCUCCGUUUUGAGGCUGUGGAGGGACUCACCUUCCAGGUUCUCCUGGUUUACCCAGAGAUCUGCAGGCCAGGGCUGAGGCUGCCCCACCCCCAGACCACAGGACAUACCCGUGUCUAUUUCAGUCUGAGCGGCACCGAAGACCCUCAGGAGGAGGCAGAGUGCGGGCUGGCCUCAGCUACAGCAUGGGGGACUGAGCCUGGGGCCCCCAACGUGCUGGAGCAGGGUCCAGAGCGGGGCUGCUGCACCGCCAGCCCAGUGCAGAUGACCAAGAGCUUGGAUUUCUACAAGCGGGAGAUCGAGCGCUACAGGAAGGCCCUGGGCAGGGCCCGGGUGAAGUCUUCUGUCUGCCUUGAGGCGUACCUGCAGUACAGCGUCCAGCACCGGCUGCACGACCCCAUCCUGUCGGGGUGCCUGCCCGGCAACCCCUGGAUCACAGACAACGCCGCCUACUGGGCCGUGAACUCGCCCACGGCGGCUGCGCCCACCAAGCUCCGCGUGGAGCGCUGGGCCUUCAGCUUCCAGGAGCUGCUGGAGGACCCCCUGGGGCGGGCGCACUUCAUGGACUUUCUCGGGAAGGAGUUCAGUGCCGAAAACCUGAGCUUCUGGGAGGCGUGCGAGGAGCUGCGCUACGGAGGGCAGGCCCAGGUCCCCGCCCUGGCAGACGCCGCGUACCAGCAGUUCCUGGCUCCCGGCGCUGCCCGCUGGGUCAACAUUGACAGCCGGACGAUGGAGCGGACCCUGGAAGGGCUGCGCCAGCCCCACCGCUACGUGCUGGACGACGCGCAGCUGCACAUAUACAUGCUCAUGAAGAAGGACUCCUACCCGAGGUUCCUGAAGUCUGACUUGUACAAGGGCCUGCUGGCGGAGGCGGGGAUCCCACUGGAGAUGAAGAGACGGGUGUUCCCGUUCCCACGGAAGCCGUGGCACUCAAGCCCCAGCCCCGCUGUCCUUCCUACUUCUGGGGAGCCCAUGGUGGCUGGCGGCCCUGGGGAUGGUGACAAGGUGGCCUAGGUGGACCUGGCCCCCGUCGUCCUCACCUCCUGCUUCCUCCCAGGCCCUCCUGCCCAGCACCCUGCCGACUGCGCAGUCACCCUCCUCCUGGCCCAGGGUCCUGGCAGCUGCUGCCUCUCCCGUACAGGUGUCCCUGUGGCAGAUGUGGGGCACACAAGCCUCUCUCUAGCUUCCUUCUCCUUUUCCCCUGGGCAAGUCCUCUUCCGCCAGGGGGACUGGUCCCGUGCUGAUUCCCAGGGAGGGGGCUGCACUGGCCACGCUUGGGUUGGGGCAGGCCAUUACCUGAAGAAAGGUGAGACCAGGGCCACGAGUUCCUGGCAUGCUGUGGUCUUCGAUUCGGCACUGGGUGCCCAUCCCCAUCUCUAGAACCGUCGCAUCAGCCGGUGAAUACCUGGAAGCAAUACGCACAGACACGUGGCUUCCCUCAGGUGGCACUUGCCAGGUGAUGAGGAGAUGCAGGUCUCAGGGCAGACCCUGCCUGCCCUGUCUAGGAGCAGCCCUGCUGUGAGGACCCAGUGAGGACCCUGGACAGCUCCCUCGGCUCUGCGGGGGCCGUGGUGACCCUGCAUCAUGCUCACUGCCUUCCAGAGCUGCGCCCGCACCACCCUUGCCUGGACUGGGACCACAUGUGUUCCGGAACUUGAUUUUCCACCUCGAGGCUGUGGUUUCUGCCCCAGAUUUGUACAGAUGACUCUGACAUCAUCACUCCACUGACAAUGAGGCCUCUCUUCCCGUCAGGGCAGAUCUUGGCAGGUGUCCUCCCUGCCAAGCCUUUCUCUGUGCACCACGUUACUCCCCACCCCCAAGUGUCCCACCGUCCCCCAGGCUGCAUGAAGGCACAGGCCAGCUCCUUUGGGGGCGCAGCUCUGCCUGGCCCAGCUCGGAGUGCCACCCUAGCCACAGGGCUUGCCCACACGUCAAGCUCCCAGCCCCUUCCAGCAAAAAACUAAAAGACCCUUUGGUCCUCACUUUGA